CACUACUAUUACUAAGCUUUAUGCUAUUACAUUAGCUGAGUUUUAGAAGGAAUGACUAGGUUUUCUGUCAGACAAGCCAUUGAAGACUUGAAUUUCUUCUUGUUUUUCCUUAUUUUUCUUUUCAGAGUUCCUCUUAAUCCGAGUUUUUUCUCUUUAAUCAAGAAAUAGGCUUCUCUUUGAACUUGUGGAUUUUAGAUUGAACAAAUUGUUCAAUCCUUGAAAAGGCCGCUUCACCAAUUACUUGCAUCACUAUAGAAGCUCUAUUGGGCGUCUUGUUAUCCAUGAAUCUUGAAUCUCUUUGGUAUUGAAUGGUUUUCCUCCAUGCUCUCCCAUUGUGAGCUCUAUACAUUACCUCAUUAAGCUCCUGCAGAAACCUCUCAAAAGCAAUGGAUUAAAGCUUCUGAUCUUUUGCAACAAUUCUUUUAAACCCUGCAAGCGUGCACACCUCCCAUCUUUUUCUUAUUGAUUUUCCCAGUAUACUCAGUAACAGGAGAUCUGUUCAUUCCCCUAUGAUCUUUUCACUUUAUUCAGCCAUCAUAACAUUGUGAAAGAAGAAGCUUCACAAAUGGGGGGCUGCGCAUCCAAGCCAAGACAAAAACCCAAAUUACCUUCACCAUCUCAAAUCGUUCAAGGCCAUCCUCUUGAUCAAAUGGAAUCCAAGUUUCCUGUUAUCCAUUGUGGCUUUGAUGUGGGUUCGGUACCCCUUUCAAAAUUCACAGAACCCAAAUUUCUUCCAACCAUGGGUGAGGAUUUAUUGAGAAAGCCUAUGCCUGCUCUUGUUGUAAUGACGACCCUGCAGCAUAAGAGCAUUUUGUUUCACAUUGAUCGUAUAUUUUGUUGGGUUGAGGACUUAUCAAAUAGGCGAAAACAUGGACCACAAGUGGUUGUUGAUCCAUCAAUGGGGAGCCCCAGAAUGGAAGUUAAAAAGUUGGGCAGAAGUUAUUCUCAGCUCCUUGAGUUUAUGCUUGAGCAUGCACAAAUGGAAGAGAGAUUCAUCUUCCCGGUGUUGGAGAGAGCAGAUAGAGGACUAUCCAAAGUUGCAAAUGAACAACACGCAAAGGACUUUCCUAUCAUGAAUGGCAUUCGGGAACAGAUAAAAUCCAUUGGAGUUCUUGAGUCCGGGAGCCCUGUUUAUGAGGAAGCUUUCCUCAACCUCUCUGCUCGAUUGAAUGAUUUGCAGGCUCAUUGUAAAGAGCAUUUUGACGAGGAGGAGAGAAAGUUGCUUCCACUUUUAGAGGCAGCAGACCUGAGUAGGGAGAUGCAAGAGGGUACUUUGGGUCAAUGCUUUGAGGUUAUGGAGGCCACCCACUCUCACCUCUUCAGCUUUUUCAUUGCUGGCCUUUCUCCCAUUGAUGCUUUCUGUUAUAUUGAAAUGGUCAAGAGGUGUGGAGACAAAGACCGUGUUACUCGCAUUAUCCAAUCGCUUGGUCGUGCUCCAAAAGACUAUUGAAGGGUUAAUGGUGGUUGGUCUCUCUUGGCAUGAGGUGCUAGACUAACUCCAAUUACUGGCUUGCAUUUAGAGACACCCAUCCUCUCUCUCAAUGUAUGGUGCUAGACUAAAGCUCCAUACUGGCUUGCAAUUACUGGCCUGCAUUUAGAGACACCCAUCCUUUCUCUCAGUCUAUGGUGCUAGACUAAAGCUCCAAAGAACCAGCUACGAACGAGCUUGUAUUGCAGAGACGCCUCUCUCUCGGCUGCCGAGGAAGGAAUCAAACCCCUGGCAGUCUCACUUCGACAAGGCUAUGAGGUAGGUUCUAUGUUUUCGCUCCCUCUUUAUAUGCUAUAAUUCUAUCCUGGAGGCAUUUCUUUUUGCCCUUGUAAUAAUGAGCUUUAAGAGAGGUACAUGAAAGUGAUAACAGAAACGUAUUAAGACCCAUGAUCUGUGUAAUUUCUACAUUGGUGUUGUAAUUUCUGCACCCCUGUAUGUAAAUAAUUGAUCUCUCUCUCUCUCUAAACCGGGAAAAUAAUAUAAUGGAUGAAUUGCUUUUGAUUA
Messenger RNA from Amborella trichopoda, 1993 nucleotides. NCBI's taxonomy places the organism in Eukaryota, Viridiplantae, Streptophyta, Magnoliopsida, Amborellales, Amborellaceae. The record is from RefSeq and is a predicted model, not a curated record.